Molecule: messenger RNA, 3686 nt
Organism: Sander lucioperca (pikeperch)
Lineage: Eukaryota; Metazoa; Chordata; Actinopteri; Perciformes; Percidae
Gene: arhgap11a
Product: Rho GTPase activating protein 11A
Exons: 12
Coding region: 637-3591 (984 amino acids)
Biological process (GO): signal transduction
Source: RefSeq, a predicted model, not a curated record
UCAUAGCGUAGAGUGUAUGGAGCGCCGCUGUUUGAAUGCUCUGCGGAAACAGAGACAGCCUGGCAACCGAUUUGACGAGUGAACUAUUAGCGCAAUGCAGUUAGCUAGCUAGCUAAAGAAUUUAAUCGAUGUAAUUCAUACCGUUUGAGAAGAGGUAAACACAAAUUUUCAGUUGUGUGACACCGAUGAGCUAUUUAGUUAAUUUACGUUAGGUUUGUAAAUGAGCUAACGUUAAUGUGACUUGCUAACGUUAGCUAGCUAACUGCAUUGCAACUGAAACACGGAGCUAGUCAUUAGCUAGCUAGCUAGAUAGAUAAGCGCUUCAUAAUGUAAUGUUAGUCAAGUCGUUAAAAUCUCUUUGGGACUGAGUAACUUUGUAGUUCUUACUAUUGAGACUGCAAAUGGUAAACGGUUGUAGGUAUCAAGCGUCUUCUAAGUUAACGUUAAGCAGUUCAGAUCCACGUGAGGAUGACUUAGCUAGCUAGUUUACGUCAGAGGUGUGGAGAAAGUAAUAACGUUAAAGUUGGAAAGACUGGUCAAAACCGAUAUAACGUAACGUCCGGUCCUGUCAGAAGAGAGUGAACGAAUUGUUGCAAAGUGCAUUUGAAAGUAACCUUACAAGAGAGAAGUGUAAAAAUGAAAGUCAUGGAGAGAAAUGUGAUGCGUCUAGUGGCUGUGCAGCACCUCCGCGCAGCGUAUGGGAUAAAGACAAAAAACUGGAACAAAAACAAAGCCGCCAGCUGUAACGUUAAGUCAACAGCCAACAACUCGGCAAAGGUUUUCGGGGUAUCCCUGGAGAGCCUACCGUACUAUAAUAUGGAAUGCGGGAGCGUGCCAAGCUUCCUGGUCGACGCAUGUAUGAUACUGCUGGCACAUGUCGACACAGAGGGCCUGUUCAGAAAAUCGGGCUCUGUCAUUCGCCUGAAAGCACUCCGGGCAAAACUGGAUGCGGGUGAGGAGUGUCUGUCCAGCGCACUUCCCUGUGAUGUCGCCGGUCUGGUGAAGCAGUUCCUCAGGGAGCUGCCGGAGCCUGUGCUACCCACAGAGCUGCAGGAGACCUUCCUCAAGGCCCAGCAACUCCCCACCAUGGAGGAUAGGACCUCUGCCACAAUGCUGCUGUCUUGUGUACUACCCGACAGAAACUUAAGCACCCUGCGUCACUUUUUUGACUUCCUCCACAAUGUGUCUAUGAGGAGUGCAGAGAAUAAGAUGGAUAGCAGCAACUUGUCUGUAAUCUUGGCUCCCAACAUCCUUCAUGCUGGAGACUGUACAGAGAAGAUGAACGCCAACACUGAGAAACGCCUCAAGCUACAGGCAGCCAUAGUACACUGCUUCAUAGAGAAUGCCCACAACUUUGGUGUGUUACCACAGUUUCUUCUAGAGAAAGUUCCAGCCAUGAUGGGCUGUGAGGCGGGGGUUCUGUCCCCUACUCACGAUGGACUUGAGGAGCUGGACAUAAACUCAGGGACGAAGAAGAGACACAGGCGCAGCUUCGGAGAUAUGGUCAAUGGUGCUCUGAAUAAGAUAAAAACUAAUAGAACGCCCACAAAUGCCACCCAGUCAGAGAGUCUUGUCUUUUCCUCUGCAACUCCUGUGAUUGCAACACCAACCUCAAAGCGAAAACUUCCUUUGGAAUCUGGUUACUCUUUUGGAUUCUCAAACAAGAAACGUAGAUCUGUCAAAAAGACUCUUGGGAUAGAAUUACUUCCCAAUACUUUGUUCAGUGCAGCUUCCACUCCUGGAUCAGCUUACAGUGCCUCGGGGGUCUUGGACUCUUCCCAAAAUACCCUGUCAUCAGCAGGGAAGUCUAGAAGGCAGUCAUCGGUCUCUGCAAGGAGGAAGAGCCAACGACUUAGCAAGAGACAUGCUCUCAACAGAGUUGAAUCUGGAAGAGCUGGCUGCUUUUCUCCUAAAGUCGACAAAAAAGAAGCACCACGCAAAUCUCUGCGCUUGCGUUUUAGCCUGGGGAAGAGCAGCAAGGAGGCUGGAUCUGAGUCCAUUGGCUGGCGACUUGCCACUCAGGAGAGCACAACCAGUUUUCGUUUCACCAAAGAGACAGAGUUCAGUCCAUCAGUUCUGCCUAGAAAAGCUGAAACCAAAAGCUCCAGGUACAUCAGCAAGUCUGAAGACAAUUUGCUGACCCCCCAAUGUGACUCAAGUGCCCACCGGACCUCAUGGAGCGGGGAGACUCCCGUAGGAGCCCAGGCUUUCAGCGGAGGAUCUUUCACGGACACCCCCAUGCACAUGUGCUUAAAGAGCAACUACAUGUCUGAGCCAGCCAUCGUUGUAUCAAAGCCCCCAGCAGUGGCCAGCUUUCCCAAAAAGCUGUGUUGUGCUUCCAGUGCUGAGAGCCUAGAGAGCGAGGGCUCCGUCACUGAAGCCCAGAGUCAAACCGGCCCCACCCUGCUGAAAAUAAAGAAGGCCUUCACAGAGUCGGCCAGUGACCUCCAGGCCGUCACACAGGACAACUGCAACUCUGUCACUCCAUCACACAGCCUGCUAGUCCCUCCACCAGAGACUCCCACGGUCAAAGUUGUGUGUGUGGACACAGAUGCCUCCAGCUUCCCAACGCAGAAGAGCCUUCUGGCUAAUGAGCAGAACAUUACCUUUGGCCAGAUUGAAAUUGCCGCUCUAUCACCUUUGCAUAUUGACAGUGUAGUUUUUGAGUCUGGUGCAUACUGUACUCCAGCAGUACAGGCUGAUAAAGGCUCUUUCUGUGCUGCUCCCAUCAGUAGCUACAACAGCUCCAUGGUGGGAGAAAGUGAAACGGAGGCAGAGCAGGUGAACUGCAGCAGGUUGAUCGACGCUCUGGACAUCCAGAGUCCUGCUCUCUUCAAACUGGGUGUCUCCUCUGGGCUGCAGUCCACUCCAUACAAGCUGCGCCUUGAACUCAAGGAUGAGCUUGGUACAACUCCUAAAAUUGGUACUAUGGUCAGUGCGAUACAUGAAGAAAAUGAACCUUCCCCAGAGAGUGGUACCAAAGUCCAAAACCAGCAGCCCCUCUCACCACGCAGCCUGGAGACUGAAAGGCGUCGGGUGGCAGACCACAUUCAUCACUUCAACAAGCUCACCCUUCAUUCUCCCAGAGGCUCCAAGGCCGGACACAUCAGAUCACCGCUCAAGUUCCAGCGCACCCCCGUGCGUCAGACCAUCCGCAGGAUGAACUCUCUCCUGGGAGAGAGCAGGAGACCGACUCGAAAUGCAGAACUCGCCAUCAGCCAGAGCGGUCAGGUGGCGAGGGCAGUGAGCCUGGAGAGUGGCCUCUCCCCUCACCCACAGCUCCAGCCUUGCCAGGGGGAGGCACAAGUGGGGCUGUCCAACAGCAUUCGCCUCAUAAAGAAACCACCUCCAGUCCCACCCAAAAAGCACAGCACCUUGGCCCGUAAACUCAAUCCCUGUGCUUUGGCCGACAUGACCAACAAGGUCCAACCACAGACCAAAAUGAACUGUUCGGUCCCUGAUCCACCAGGAGCUCAGAAGCCUCUUGUGCAGCAGGUAGUAGAGAAGGACGUAAACCAUUACAGAGGUUCACCUAGAAACCCCCUCAACCAAGUGAGACUGCUGUCUGCCACCAAGCCUGUAGAUUUAUAGUUUAAAGUCUUUUGCCUUAUAUGUUUCCUCCUUACUAUGCAGGUCUCUGUCUGGUAGGACGACGUGACAUUAAACAUGGCCUCUUAUAUGAUCCA